Molecule: messenger RNA, 1748 nt
Organism: Theobroma umbraticum
Lineage: Eukaryota; Viridiplantae; Streptophyta; Magnoliopsida; Malvales; Malvaceae
Source: RefSeq, a predicted model, not a curated record
UAUGGCUUCCAAUAUGCCACACACAAAAUUGCUGAUAGGAAAGGUCACCAGGAUGGAUGAAAGAGCAAGUCCUUACUUUAUUUUCCCUGGUGGUGGAACAAUGUUCCCUGAUGGAGCAGCACCAUAUAUCGAGAAACUUGGACAGUACAUUCCAAUAAGUGGUGGAACUCUAAGGACUGCCCUGGAUAUGGGAUGCGGGGUUGCAAGUUUUGGGGUUCAUUGUUAUCGGAAGGCCUUUUGACUCUCUCAUUUGCUCCAAGAGUUCUCACAAGCACAAUACAAUUCGCAUUGGAAAGGGGAUACCUGCCUUUGUUCUAAUGCUUGGCACUCGCAGACUCCCAUUUCCUGCAUUUGCAUUUGACUUCAUUCACUGCUCUCGAUGCCUGAUCCCUUUUUACCUUAUAGUGGUUCUCUCUUUUUGUGUGUGUGUGUGUGGAGUGCCCUUGAUAUAUUCUUAUUUAUAUCUACCCUUUUUGUUUGGUCCUAAUGUGAAGAAAAUCGCUUUUGCAGAUGCAACUUACUUUAUUGAAGUGGACCGGUUACUUCGCCCAGGUGGAUUGGUCAUCUCUGGACCCCCUGUACAGUGGCCUAAGCAAGAUAAGGAGUGGGCUGACCUCCAGGCUGUGGCAAGAGCAUUGUGUUAUGAGUUGAUUGCUGUGGAUGGAAACACAGUCAUUUGGAAAAAGCCUGAUGGAGAUUCGUGUCUACCAAACCAAAACGAAUUUGGGCUUGAGUUAUGUGAUGAAUCAAAUGACCCAAGUAAUGCAUGGUACUUCAAGUUAAAAAGAUGUGUGACUACAACGUCUUCUGUGAAUGGAGAAUAUGCUGUUGGGACAAUUCCGAAGUGGCCAGACAGGCUAAAAAGGGCUCCUUCAAGGGCCUUGGUCAUGAAAAACGGGAUUGAUUUGUUUGAGGCAGACACAAGGCGUUGGGCAAGGAGAGUUGCCUAUUAUAAAAAUACUUUGAACGUGAAGCUUGGGACUCCGGCAAUACGCAAUGUCAUGGACAUGAAUGCAUUUUUUGGAGGUUUUGCAGCAGCCCUCAUAUCUGAUCCAGUGUGGGUGAUGAAUGUUGUUCCUGCUCGAAAGCCAUUAACUCUUAGUGUUAUAUAUGACAGAGGCCUUAUUGGAGUAUACCAUGAUUGGUGUGAGCCUUUCUCAACAUACCCCCGUACUUAUGAUCUCAUCCACGUAGCUGGCAUUGAAUCACUAAUAAAGCUUCCAGGUUCAAGCAAGAGCAGGUGUACCCUUGUGGAUCUAAUGGUAGAGAUAGACCGGAUGUUGCGUCCAGAAGGAACAGUUGUGAUCCGAGAUUCUCCUGAAGUUUUAGACAAAGUGACUCGCAUAGCUCAUGCAGUAAGGUGGAAAGCUAUCAUGUAUGACAAGGAACCUGAAUCACACGGUAGAGAGAAAAUUCUGGUUGCAACCAAAAUCUUUUGGCAGCUAACUUCAGCAUCCCAUUGAGCGCCUUUGUUCUUUUUAAUGUAGGUAUUUUUCCUUUUCAUUUCUUUUUUGAUUAUUAUUUGAAGCCAAGUUGUCUUCUCCAUGCAUCAAGUAGGUGCAAUCUUGUUACUUAUUUGGUAUAUUUAUAUCAAGAAACUGUAGAUUUAGAAAAGUAUAAGAGACAAAAUACUGCAGCUUUAUGGUAGUACACACGUGUCAGUGGCAAUGACAAUUUCUGUUAGCAGUAAGAAUCAAUUGUAAUUUGAUGCCAUUGAUUGCCACUAACUUGGUGGUGCUCUGCAUUAA